AUGCCUUAUCCCGAUGUUUAUGAACGCGACUACUCUUCGUUAUCGCAACCAAUAGGCUUCGGUGCCUUUCAUCUCGUAACGCUGGUGAUGACUGGAAUACUGUUUUGCUUUGCUUUGUUCAGUUUCUUCUGUGCCAUGAAUUUGAUUUCUGACUUGGCAGAAGAGUUCCCAACACGAGCAGGUAAGGUCCUCCGUGUGCUGGUGGUUGCCGUGAUGGGUGCUCAUGUCUUCAUUAUGGUAGUGGACCGGAUGAACUUUUUAUGUUCACUCGUUAGUUGCAUCACAAAUGGGCUGUACCUUCGCGCUUUGCGCCAUUUCCCGCUCCUUCCGCUGCUACAACCCUUCACAUGGUUCAUGGGGUUCUUUGUUCUCUUAGAGUCCGUAUUGUGGCUGCACCUCCUGGUAUCUUUAGACGCGCCGUCUGAGGUGGUUGGUUACGGGAAUAUGUUUGUCUUCAUGAUCAUGUUAUGGCUUGUGCCCACAGGGCUAAUUCUCUCAGUGGAGGUAGGACCAUGUGGCAUUUCUGAUGGACUGCAAAUGCUACGACCCCCUCAAGGCACGAAGCUGCCUGCAGACCAGUCGGGUAAGAGGGCGACAAUCGUCUCGUCACUGAGGAAAUACUUUUUCUCGAAAUCAUAA
Messenger RNA from Trypanosoma brucei brucei TREU927, 639 nucleotides. RefSeq lists its product as hypothetical. The transcript has a single exon. NCBI's taxonomy places the organism in Eukaryota, Euglenozoa, Kinetoplastea, Trypanosomatida, Trypanosomatidae. Gene Ontology annotation, biological process: endoplasmic reticulum to Golgi vesicle-mediated transport. Gene Ontology annotation, cellular component: endoplasmic reticulum membrane; Golgi membrane; COPII-coated ER to Golgi transport vesicle. Gene Ontology annotation, molecular function: COPII receptor activity. The record is from RefSeq and is a predicted model, not a curated record. Bases 1 to 639 code for a protein of 212 amino acids.